GACAUUGUUUAUCCACUGCUGGGAUUUAGAUUUACUAGCUUCACUAAAAUGUAAAAUAAAUGGUUUAGGAGCAAUACAUUUACUAACACGUUCCAGAUUAAACGCACGGUCUCUUUUUAUAAUAAUAAAUCUUCGACUUUCGCUUGCGCGUUUGAAAACAGCUUUCAUUAAAAAAUGGCCGACACUAAAUGAAGCGGUUAAUUGUGAUGUCACUAAAAGUGUGCCACAUGACUGACAGCUAGGUUGCCGAUACAAGCCAAAAUUACAAAAAAAAACCUAACAAAGUAACAACAGUGUUGUAAAAACACCAGAAUGCCAUCAAACUACAAGAAAAAAAAACAUCGGAAACAUAAAAACCAAUCCCGACCGCACGAGGCUAGCGAUCAUGAGGAUGACAAUGAUGAUGACUCUUCAAUUGAUAAAUCCACGCUGACUGCAGCAAGCAUAGAGCAGAAUAAUAAUAAACCUUUCGUCGUUAAGUACUCCGAAGUUUACGGCCGAUAUCUGGUCGCUACGCGGGACCUAAAGGCAGGAGAAAAAAUAAUUGAGGUCGAGCCACUAGCGAUCGGGCCCUGGGCUGAAAGUGAUCCCGUGUGUCUCGGGUGUCACAAACCUUUCAAGAAAGACUGUGAAAUUGUUCGAUGCGCAGACUGUGGCUGGCGAAUGUGUACCGAAAGUUGUGGUGAAAUCGCCGCCAACAAAAUUCACAAAAGACUGGAAUGCAAGCCACUGAAAGAUCACAACGUAGCGAAGCUGCAAGAAACUUGUACAGGCCAGCAGUUGAAACUAAUGUAUGAAGCAAUUUUUGCACUUCGCUGUUUGCUGUUGAAGUAUGUAGAUCGACAGCGCUAUGCCCAGCUGCUGGACAUGGAUCCUCUGAACUCGGUACGCCAGGGAAUCCCCUCGCUAUGGAAGCGCAAUCAGGAGUGCAUCGUUCGGCGAAUUCGUGAGGAAUGGAACUUCGUGGAAUUUUCCGAAGAAGAAAUCCACACGAUGUGCGGUAUAAUUGAAGUGAAUUCCUUCCAGAUCGGCCAGAGUGAUGUGCACGCAAGAGCGCUAUAUCCGGAGGCUUUCUUUAUAAUGCAUGAUUGUACGCCAAAUACGACGCACACUGAUGAUCCGGAAACCGGCGUACUUUCGAUACGGCUUACGAACAACCUUAAAGUUAACGAUCCCAUCACACUUUCAUAUGCGUAUACGUUACAGGGAACCCUUAAACGGAGGCAGCAUCUUCAUGACAGCAAAUUCUUCUGGUGCCAGUGCAAGCGCUGCUCUGACCCAACAGAAUUCGGAACCCACUGUAGUACACUCAAGUGUUCGAAGUGUCCCAAAGGAUUAGUCUUAUCUACAAACCCACUCGAUCAGGAUGCGAACUGGAAAUGUCAAUCCUGUUCAUACACUGCCGCGGCAUCGAAUGUUGCCAAUUUUCUGGAUCGGUUAUUCAAAGAGAUUGACAUAAUCGACGGGAAUAGUGUUGAUCUUUAUGAAAAAUUCAUAAACAAAUACAAAACCGUCCUACACGAAAACCACUAUCUGUUUCUUUCGGCAAAACAUUCGCUAUGCCAACUCUAUGGAAAAAUAUCUGGCUUCCUGAUGCAUGAAAUGAACUUGCAGCAGAUCGAGCAAAAGGAAACUCUCUGCCGGGAUCUGCUAGCUGUCGUCGAUAAAUACGAACCAGGGCUCAGCCGUUUGCGUGGCGUUAUUAUGUACGAGCUGCACGCCCCUAUCAUGGUUAUUGCAAAACAUCAGUUCGAAACGCGCCAGAUCAAUGCUAGCCAGCUAAAGCGAAAACUGAGCGAAGUCCUGCAUCUGCUGAAGCAGAGCGCGGAAAUUUUACUUUUUGAACCGGCCGGAACACCUGAGUACGAUAUGGCACUGGCGGCACGUGAUGCCGUCAAACAGAUGGAAAACUAAAAUCCCUUGCAGCGCAAAGCUGUGGUUCGUUUGGAAAUGUGAUAGUUUUUAAAACGUUAAGAUGAAAUCCGAUUAAAUUUUUA
Wyeomyia smithii (pitcher-plant mosquito) is the source of this 1997-nucleotide messenger RNA. It is a transcript of the gene SmydA-4, whose product is annotated as SET domain-containing protein SmydA-8. The transcript is spliced from 6 exons. The coding region runs from base 313 to 1914 and encodes 533 amino acids. Gene Ontology annotation, molecular function: protein binding. Lineage: Eukaryota; Metazoa; Arthropoda; Insecta; Diptera; Culicidae. The record is from RefSeq and is a predicted model, not a curated record.